CGGAGGAGCAGCAGUUGCGAGAGAGGCGCGCGCGCGGUCACAACUGGGCGACGGCAGCGUUUGGGGCAUGCAAAUUAUGCCAAAUAGCACCAUCGACGGGAGCGACACGAGCAGUAGCAGCAACGCCAAAGCCAAAGCCAAAUCCAAAGCCAUCGCCAGCGCCGACAAGCGACCACAAAAUGCAGCAGAGCACCGGAGCGGCGACGUCAUCCGCGCCAGAUAGCGGGAUGGGUGCGACGGACCUGGUGUCCAGGUGCGGUGGCGACGGCGGCGGAGGUGGCGGGAACAGCUGCUCCGGCGGAUCCAGCGACCCAGCAGCGAUUAACACAACAACGAUUAGCUCCAAGCAGACGGAUGCGAGGAAGCCGCAGGAGGAGCAGGUGGCCAUCCACUACCUGGCCAGCUUCCACGAGCUGUGCGUGGUGACCGCCCUGCUGCCGCUGGUGACGCUCUUCACGUGCUUCGUGACCGCCUACGUCUUCCAGUACGACGAUGUCCACGAGACACAUUGCCGCGUCUACAACAUUAUACCCUCGAUAAGUGCAAUUACCGGAGUCAGUCCGCAGCGCUACUUCUGGCGCUUCAGCAUCGCGCUCCACAUCGGACCGCGGAUCCCCAUCGCCUUCGUAUACAAGAACUACUACCGCUCGCAGCUGCGUCGGAUCAGUCCCGCCCAGGUGCCUCAGACCAGCCUGCUCAUCACGCUGAUCCUGGUGCUCAACUGCAUCGAGAUCGCGUCCCUGGGCGGCGUCACCUAUAUAUCGAAUCGCGAGAACUACCCCGUUCACGAGCGCAUCUUCAUCACGUUCAUGAUCUGCUCGCUGUGCUACAUGCUGGCCACCAUCAAGCUGAACGGCAUCCUCAAUGCCGGCCAGGAGCUUAGCGAAAAGCAGCGCCUGUCCAUCAAGUGGAAGAAGAUCCUCUUCGCCGUCUCCAUCCUGAGCACCGUCGGCCUGCUGGUGUUCUUUGCCAAACAUCGCUUCUACUGUCACGACUUGGCCUUCAGUUGGUUCGCGUUCUUCGAGUACUUGAUCGCCAUCGCCAACAUGCUGUUCCACUUCACCAUCAUCUGGGAUUUCCCCUCGCAGUUCAUGAUGAUCGUGCAGGGACCCCGCGAGAAUCUCGCCCAGUAUUUGAGCAACCGGCCGAAGGUGGACUAGAUUCAGUUCAGGACGAGAUGCCGCCAGCACGCCACUUCUCCAUUUUACAAAGCGUGUAAUUCCCGUGCGAAACGUACAAUUAACGAACUUCUUCAACUUUAAAACUAAGCGCUUCCAUACCGAUCAACCAUAGCAAACUUAGCCUUCUUCUAUUUCUUCGAUUCUUUUUUUACUAACUUAUCAAAACAAAACCAAAACCAAAACCGAAACCGAAACCGAAGCAAAAUCCAGCGAUAAGGAAUGUAACACGAUACGAAUCCAAAAUGUUCCAUAGUUCCACGAUUAAUAUAACUAUUGAAUUUAACAAUUAUGUAAAGAAAUUUGCCAGAUUAGAGGGCAUAACGUUCUAAGUACACAUUCUAAAUACGUGAAAUAAGUUACCUAGGGAUUAAGUGCACCCAAAACAAACAAAAAACCAAAACCAAAACCAAAAGCAAAACCAAAACGAAAUCAACCAAUACCAAAAACCAAACAAAUGGAUCGCAACUCGCCAGAUCUCAUGUCAAUUUCGAAUCGAAUCCAAGGAGCCAGCAAUAGGCGACCAGUUUCAUUUGUUAGGCAGUUAAGUAAAUAGAAGUCGCAUUACUUACCACAUAGUACAUAUCGUUUAUACAAAAUGAUGAUAACGAGCAGCGUGAAAUAGCCUAUGUACUUGGGACCGGCCCUAUUGGCCCGCCCCAGAACAAAAAUAGAACAAGGACAUGAUUGUAAUAGACGGUAAUCAGACAAUAGACAUUAAGCUGCGACAUAACUGCGGGCAACGAACAAGGACCUUCACGGAUUCCGAUUCCGAGCAGUGAUGAAAACUAAACUCCAUAGUUUCAAAAUCCAUCAUCUGAAUGGAUGUGGAGGUGGUGCAGCUUCUGAUGCUCAGCUCACGUUGUCAGAAGGUCGGUAUGCAUAAGUAAAUGUAGCCAGUAAACGUAAACAAUUGUUCUUAGCCAACUUUAAUAGUGAAAUGAAAUUCGACAGACGGAGCAAUCCGCAGUAUUCGCAGUUGCUGAGCGAUCGGGUGAAAAAACUAGAAGCCCAUAGGUAACCUAAUUGUAAACCAGAUUAGGGUCUUUAUAUAUUUUGCAGUGACGGAGAUGCGUAGGUGUUUUUUCUUUCUACACAAGAGAAUUUAGUCGAAAUCGAGGAGAGUUCAAAUUGAUAUUGCUACUUGGUUAACUUUGUACCAUACACAGCUGCGUUAAGCGGAUGCUUUUAUUCCAUAAGUAGUAUUAUUUCUACCGUUACUAUUAUUAUUAUUAUUAUUAUGAUGGCGAUUGUGCAUUGUACGAGUAUUUGCGAGAGAUCGACGUUCUAGGUAACACAAUAUCCAACCAACGUAGCUAAGCCAAUGAAACAAUUGUUAAUUCUCACACAAUAACGAUAUACGAACGGAUACUCACUUGAAAGUUAUGUAAACGCAAGCUCACACCCACUCUCAUGCGAUUUGUUAUGCAAUAGUUGAGUUGCCAGUUGCACCUCGCGAUCGAUCGAUCGAUCGAUCAGAUAUAUAUUUGAAUUAUUGUUAAUGCUUACACGCCCUGCGUUUGGCCCACUAUAUAUCUCUAUAGCUAUAGCUCUGUCCCGCUCCGUUUCGAUUUCCGAUUAUGUGCCUCUCUCUUUCCCUCGCCCAAUCCCCCCAAAGGAUAUGUACUUCCAGUUGCAUCCGAUCCGGGUGCGGACUAUACUCAUAUAUGUAUACAUAUGCGCUUUAUAUAUACCGCUCACCGGCUAAUCUCCAAUUAUUUUUAUCCGGCAGAGAGCAACAGCUCCUAGGAUGGUCACUUUUUAAAAUGCAACUUUUUACCUUUGCAUAACUUUAUAGGCGACACAACGUAAGAGAAUUAAUUAAAAAAAAAAAACAAACGAAAAACAAGAAUUAACUAUGAAAUAUGUAAACUUUGUAGCUUCCUAAUUUGAAUAAAGAUUAAUACAACUCA
Molecule: messenger RNA, 3091 nt
Organism: Drosophila yakuba
Lineage: Eukaryota; Metazoa; Arthropoda; Insecta; Diptera; Drosophilidae
Product: post-GPI attachment to proteins factor 2-like
Exons: 5
Coding region: 180-1160 (326 amino acids)
Biological process (GO): GPI anchor biosynthetic process
Cellular component (GO): endoplasmic reticulum membrane; Golgi membrane
Source: RefSeq, a predicted model, not a curated record